Messenger RNA from Histoplasma mississippiense, 3519 nucleotides. RefSeq lists its product as hypothetical. The transcript has 6 exons. Lineage: Eukaryota; Fungi; Ascomycota; Eurotiomycetes; Onygenales; Ajellomycetaceae. Bases 1 to 3519 code for a protein of 1172 amino acids. The record is from RefSeq and is a predicted model, not a curated record.
AUGGCCUCUACCCGCAGCAUCCGCCGUACUCGUGCUACCGCCGAACCAGAAGCAACAAACACCAGUGAAGAAAACCGUGAAACGCGCACCCCUGCCACUGAAAGUGUGCAACAAGCAUCAACCUCUCCUAUGGAACCAGACUCUGAGCAUAGUUCAGAAGGGGACACCUCUUCUGAAGAUCUGAAUGCAAUUGAGGCCGAGAAGAUAGCUGUGACUAGGAGAAUUAAGAAGUUACAGGCUGAGAAGGAAUUGCGAGAACUCCAACACCGGUGCAAUACUUUACUGCAAGAAUUGGAUGAAACCAUCCCAGCCACCCGAAAUACACUCGAAGCGCAUCCGAACCAUGGUAGAGACGCAACUAGCGUGAAUUGUAACCGCGAAAACGCCACAAGCAUCCUCGGACCACCGGAGCCUACGCUACAAGCGCCCAACACCUUAGUGGAAAGCGCCGUGACUACUGUCAGUGGGAGACGUAGUCGGGUACCACUUUGGCAAUUAGAACUUCGAGAUCCCGGCAUGAGCGGUCACCCUCCUCGGAGAGAUGUGGAAAAGUUCCGAGGCCAAAGCAUGAAAGAAUUUGAAAACUUUGUUACAGCUGCUAUCGCUUUCCAUGCCAGUGAUCUUGAUUAUUACAACGAACACGACCAUCGGAAGGUCAUCGAAGCCGUCACUCAUUUCAAUGUCGAGAUGCAACAACGUUGGUAUCAACAUACACAUGAUAUGCGGAUUUUGCCACCAUGGGAAGAAUUUGUUAGCUGGAUGCAAUGUCAAGUCACCGAUCCAGAUAAAAGUUUCCGAGAUGCAGAUAGACAGUACUGGAAAACAGAGCAACAAGAAGAUCAGACAGUUCAACAAUUUGCUUCACAUUUACAAUCAAUUGAAGGGCGUCUGCGGCAUCCUUAUAGCGAAUACCAUCGGAAAUCACACCUCUACAUGAAAGUUCUACCUUCCAUUCGCCGAGAAUUUGACAAAUAUGCAACCAAACUAGAAGAGUUAAGCUAUGAUGCCACUCUUCACAAACUUGCAAUAGCAGAAUCAAAUCUGCCAGAAAGACGGAAGAAACUUAAAGAGAAGUCAAACUUCAGAAACCCUACUCAAAGCUUUAACAACAGAAAUAAUGCUGUGGAAAUCACUACGCCUAAGAGUCUGCAAAAAGUGCUUGCACUAGUAGACUCUGGGUCAGAAGUGAACUGUGUCGAUGAAUUUUGGGCAAAAGACCACAAUCUAGAAGCUGCUCACCGCAAAACCAAGAUGGUCAAAUCGAUUGAUGGAUGCAUAAUGCGCUCCUUUGGAGAGUAUAACAUUGCAACCACUGUCACUGAUCACAAGGACCCAAAGCAUGCUCCACGCGUAUUCUCGGCUGCAUAUUCGGACUUGCCGACCGGCCUACCCGAUUAUGUUAUGCCAUACGCGCAUAUCUUCUCAGAAGAAGCUGCUAUAAGCGCGCAAAGACCAGAAGAGGCGGAACACCGCAUAGAUCUCGAGCCUGGUGCGCGACCUCCAUUCAUGCCGAUAUACAACCUCUCUGAAACUGAGUUAGCUGCCCUAAGAGAAUAUUUAAAGAAUGCAUUAGACAAAGGGUGGAUACAACCGUCCAGUAGCCCGGCUGGUGCACCAAUUCUCUUUGUCCCCAAGAAAGAUGGUGGACUCCGUCUUUGUGUAGACUAUCGAGGGUUAAAUCGAAUCACCAUCAAGAACCGAUACCCUCUACCUCUAAUAAGUGAAUUACUUGACAGGCUCUCAAAAGCCAAGGUAUUCACUAAGCUGGACCUUCGAGAUGCCUACCACCGCAUACUUAUAGCGGCAAAAGACCGUUGGAAGACAGCCUUUAGAACGAGAUAUGGACAUUUUGAAUAUGUAGUUAUGCCAUUUGGAUUAGCUAAUGCUCCAGCGACAUUUCAAGCAUACAUUAACAAUGCCUUGUCUGAUUUGUUGGAUAUAUGUUGCGUUGUUUAUUUGGACGACAUUCUCAUAUUCUCCAAUUCAAAGCAGGAACAUAAAGUGCAUGUUACUAAGGUGCUAGAACGUCUCGAGCGUGCGAAUCUAUUUGCAAAACUCUCUAAAUGUACAAAUGGUAUUGAGAUGGAGCCAGACAGAGUCUCCACUAUUGUGGAAUGGCCUACACCUAAAUCAAUUAAAGAGGUUCAAUCCUUUUUGGGCUUUGCUAACUUCUAUCGGCGAUUUAUUAAGUCUUUCUCCUCUAUUGCAGCCCCAUUAUUCGAACUUACAAAAGGGAGCAAGAAAGGGGAAAGAAAAGCCACUUUUAUGUGGACAGAAAGUGCCCAAAGCGCUUUCAAUGAGCUCAAAUCGCGCUUUCUGCGUGCUCCUUUAUUAGCUCAUUUUGACCCAGCUCGGCGUAUUCAGAUUGAACCUGAUGCGUCCACUUUUGCAGUCGCUGCUAUCCUGUCACAAUUGCAGGAUGACGGGCACUGGCAUCCAGUUGCCUUCUGGUCAAGAAAGUUGAUUGAUGCGGAAACGCGUUAUGAUACUCAUGAUAAAGAACUCUUGGCUAUUGUAGCAGCAUUUAAGAAUUGGAGACACUAUCUGGAGGGAAGCCAGUAUCCAAUUCAAGUCUGGUCUGAUCAUGCCAAUCUGCAGUACUUUAUGACGACUAAGGAACUGAACAGACGUCAGGCCAGAUGGGCGGAAGCUUUAUCUGCUUAUGAUUUUGUAUUACUGCACCGCCCUGGAUCAAAGAAUCCAGCUGAUGGGCCCAGUCGUCGCGCAGACUACAGUGAGGCCUAUAAUGGCCAAACUAUGUUACCUACCCUGCAACAGAAACUGAAACAUGGAGUUAAGCUAGGCUGGGAAGCUGAUACUUCUUUUCAAAAUGAUAUUUCUUCUGAUGUAGUCUGUGCACGGGUCUCUAAUGAGCAAAAUGCUCCUUUUAAUGAGCGAAAAGCGCUCCAUACGUCGACGUCUUAUACCUCUCGCGUAAACUCUUCCCCUCUGAUGCGCGUUGAGCAAUAUAUGCCCCGGAUUGCAGUCAAUAAGGCUAUUCUUGGGGACUCAGCAUAUACAGAAAUGCCUGAAUCCUUCACCUCAUUUCUGAGUAAAGCACAGAAGAUUGAUUCUUUUGCUGCUGAGCAAAGAGAGAAGGUAAAAGAGAAGGGUAUGACUGUUGCUGAAAAUAUGCUAUGGACAAUUUCUGAGGAUGAUAUAUUGCGUGCUGAUGGUCGCGCAUAUGUCCCUCAACAAAAGGCACUCAUUGAUGAAAUUAUCAGUGCAAACCAUGAUGAUCCGCAGGGGGGUCACUUUGGCUUGCCAGCCUCUACAUUCCUCCACCAAACCUACGAUGCGAUUUUAGUGAUUGUGGAUAUAUAUACCAAGUUUACGAUCUAUAUUCCUUGCACCAAAAACAUUACAGCGGAUGAGCUAGCGGAAAUCGUUUAUACCAAGUUCUAUACAAUUUACGGAGUACCUAAAAACCAUAUAUCCGAUCGAGUUUGUUUACAAUACCUCUCAACAUGCCUCUACUGGAAUGGCACCCGCGGAAGCCUUAAUGGGAUAUCGACCUGA